Anastrepha ludens (Mexican fruit fly) is the source of this 530-nucleotide messenger RNA. RefSeq names its product biogenesis of lysosome-related organelles complex 1 subunit 1 (gene Blos1). Bases 90 to 479 code for a protein of 129 amino acids. NCBI's taxonomy places the organism in Eukaryota, Metazoa, Arthropoda, Insecta, Diptera, Tephritidae. The record is from RefSeq and is a predicted model, not a curated record. Gene Ontology annotation, biological process: endosomal transport. The transcript is spliced from 4 exons. Gene Ontology annotation, cellular component: BLOC-1 complex.
ACAUCUCCAAUUAAAGGUUAGCAAGAACAAGAAGUUAAGAACAACAAAUCAUCUGUACUUGUAAACAAACUAUAGUGAAAAAUUGCAAAAUGUUGACUUCCAUGGUAAAAGAGCACCAAGUGAAACAGGCCAAGCGCAAACAGGAACAAGAAAUACGACGCAAAGACGUCAUUGAAUCAUCAAACGAACUUACUCAGGCUAUAGUGGACCACUUAAAUGUUGGUGUGGCACAAGCGUAUUUAAAUCAAAAACGCUUAGAUGCCGAGGCGAAGCAGCUACAUGUAGGCGCCACCAACUUUGCCAAACAGACGCAGCAGUGGCUCCAAUUGAUCGAUAACUUUAGCAGCGCAUUAAAGGAAUUGGGUGACGUGGAGAACUGGGCGCGCAGUAUAGAAAGCGAUAUGCAAGUUAUACAAAGUACGUUGGAAAUAGCAUAUAAAACUUCACGCCAAACGCAACAACACAAUGCCAGUAAUUAGCUGCAUUAAAAUACGUAUUUAAAUACAAUUCUUUAUUGGAUUAAUGCAAAA